Molecule: messenger RNA, 7374 nt
Organism: Hipposideros armiger (great roundleaf bat)
Lineage: Eukaryota; Metazoa; Chordata; Mammalia; Chiroptera; Hipposideridae
Gene: GPATCH2L
Product: G-patch domain containing 2 like
Exons: 10
Coding region: 115-1563 (482 amino acids)
Source: RefSeq, a predicted model, not a curated record
GCCCCACCCCACCGGCCUAUACCGGAAAUGAGGUCAGAAGGGGGAACCCCGGCGGGGAGACUCGGCCAAAAAGCGGAGGCCGGUGGAGGUACCUGCGGCAGCUGAUGUGGCCUCAUGGAUGAGCUGGUACAUGACUUAGCCUCAGCCUUGGAGCAGACAUCUGAACAGAAUAAGCUUGGUGAGCUGUGGGAGGGUAUGGCCUUGAGCCCUCGGCAGCAGAGGCGGCAGCUUCGCAAACGGAGAGGCCGGAAGCGCCGUUCAGACUUCACUCACCUGGCAGAGCAUACCUGCUGCUACAGUGAGGCCUCUGAGUCCAGCCUGGAUGAGGCCAUUAAGGACUGUCGAGAAACGGCCCCAGUCACCAAUUUUAGUGAUUCUGAUGACACAAUGGUAGCCAAACGGCACCCAGCUCUCAACGCCAUUGUUAAGAGUAAGCAACAUUCUUGGCAUGAAUCUGACUCCUUUACCGAAAAUGCACCCUGUCGACCACUCAGGCGCCGGCGGAAGGUGAAGCGAGUGACAUCAGAGGUGGCUGCCAGCCUUCAGCAGAAGCUCAAGGUGUCAGAUUGGAGUUAUGAGAGAGGAUGUAGGUUCAAGUCUGCUAAGAAGCAGCGUCUGUCACGCUGGAAGGAGAAUACCCCCUGGACCUCGUCAGGCCACGGAUUGUGUGAAUCAGCAGAAAAUAGGACUUUCCUCAGCAAAACAGGAAGGAAAGAAAGGAUGGAGUGUGAAGCAGAUGAACAGAAGCAGGGCUCUGAUGAGAACAUGUCAGAAUGUGAAACCAGCAGUGUGUGUAGCAGCAGUGACACAGGGCUCUUCACAAAUGAUGAAGGACGGCAAGGGGAUGAUGAGCAGAGUGACUGGUUCUAUGAAGGAGAAUGUGUCCCAGGAUUCACUGUCCCUAAUCUCCUGCCCAAGUGGGCUCCUGAUCAUUGCUCGGAAGUAGAAAGAAUGGAUUCUGGACUCGAUAAACUUUCAGAUUCCACGUUCCUUUUACCUUCUCGGCCAGCUCAAAGAGGGUACCAUGCUCGCUUGAAUCGUCUGCCUGGAGCUGCAGCUCGAUGCCUCAGAAAGGGGCGAAGAAGGCUUGUUGGGAAGGAGACCAACAUAAGUACUUUGGGUGCUGAGAGGAUAGGCCACAUCAUUAGUGACUCUCGGCAGAAAGAAAAGAAUAAAGCGUUGGCUUCUGAUUUUCCUCACAUUUCUGCUUGUGCACAUGAGUUUAAUCCCCUUUCUCCUCUUUAUUCCCUGGACGUUCUUGCUGAUGCCUCUCACCGAAGGUGCUCACCUGCACACUGCUCUGCCAGACAGGCAAACAUACACUUGGGACCCCCGUGUUCACGUGACAUCAAGAGGAAACGGAAACCUGUGGCCACAGCAUCUCUUUCUAGCCCAAAUGCAGUUCAUGUGGAUGCGAUGGAGUCAACUGCACUGGCGUCGCAGGCCCCGAAAUCGCCAAACUCCGAGUGGCUGGUCAGGACCUCUGCCGCAGAGAAAGCUGCUGAUUCAGCUGCAGCUGCGUUUUUUAAAAUGCCACAAGAAAAGAGCCCUGGAUGCAGCUAGAGAGCAGCAUUUCACCCACCAGGAGCCAGCGAGGUGUUGUGAAACAAACAUUAGACUGUGUGUUAUGUAGUCUUGCAUAUCUUGAUGGACAUUCCCAGCCCAUUCACCACCAGGACUGGGUCCUUCCUCUUCGAGCAAAGCAGUGGACUCUUUCUGUUAGAAAAUCUUGUUGUGGAAAUCUGUUUUUUUAAAAAAAGUGAAGUAUUGGGGCAGCAAUUUUUUUUAAAAGAGGGCCAUCCUAGGCUAUAUUUGUUACAUUGCUAUUGCUGUCUCAGCAGUUACCUACAGCUCCCUUUACAGAGCUGUUGCUUUUUUGGCAGGUGUGUCUUUUCUCGAAAAACUAGUAACUGCUUUUGCAUACUCUGUGUCGAGCUUUAAUAUCAUUUAAGGAAGUCCCAAAUGGUAUUCAGUCAAGACCUGUGUGUGGAAUGGUUUUUUCAGGAGGCAAGGCUUGCCUUUGAGCCCGGCCUCGAUUCACUCAGAGUGCCAAUCAGAUAAAUCCACCAAGGUCUCAGUUUGGAGCCUCAGAAGACAACACCAGCAGCGCGGGACUUGGGAACUUCUUCUAGUCUUCUUGAUGGCCUCGUGAGCCCGCCAGCAACUGCACUGUAUUUUGCCUCAUCUCCACAAUUCAUUUUCUAUUUAGAUACAUAUAUGUGCAAAUUGGUGUAAUGAAGAAGGUGUUUUAGCUGUACAGCAAACUUAAAUAGUCAGUGGAUUGUGUCUUCAUACUUCAUGUUGCAGUGUUAGCCUUUAUGUACUAAAUGGGACUUUUACUGUUAGUUUACAGGUCAAUAACCUGCAGCAGAAAUUCAUACGCUAUUAUAAUAAUGGCUUCUUGGGGCCAUACUUUGGGGAGGAAAAAUGUCUUUUGACAUGCCUUUUUUCUUGGCCUGUUCAUCACGGCUCAGCUGCAUGUAGAGUUAUGUAUAUAGCCAUGCCUGACGUUGGAUGCUACUUUGUCAAAAUGAGGAAUAAGUGACUGCCUAGAGCUGCUGGAGAAAAGCCACCCUUUCUAAAAUGGUAUUAUCAAACGUGCCUGUCAUUCAGGGGCCUGGUUGAUAGAAGGGCUCUCUUGUGGUACAAAUUGAGUACAUUCACUCUGAAAUGUACAGAAACUGCUCUCUGGGUGCCACUGCUCUGGUUAUGUUCUAGAGGACCCCCACUCUGGCACCUGGGUAGUUUCUGUGCUUAAAUAGGUGCUGAGUGGGACAGAGCCUCCUUUCCCUGAAGUGCAGAUGUCCCUCUUUCUCACACAGAAUGUAAUGGCAGGCUGCUCUGGCAUGUUCCCUGUAAAAAUCAACGAUAGCUCCAGAAUUUCCUUGUCUGUGGUAGGUGUAAAUAAUUGGAGAGGGAAACUUAAGCUGAGCUUACAUAGCACUCUAUGUAAGAUUGAGGACAGGUCACUUGUCCAUAACAGGGAUACAGUGGAGGGAGCGGCAGAUGCAGGUCAUGGGGGAGGAGUCAUGCUCUAGCCAGCCCAGCAUCCCUGGCAGCUGCCCUGGUUCUCCUGUCAUAGUGAGGGUACUUCCCUCCCCUAUAGGCUGCACCCACGGUAGUAUAGAAGACGCAGUGUCUGUUGAAUACAAAAUGGCACUACUGAAUUGUUUAGUGAUGAGGGUAGGUUUUAUUGUCAUGUGCAUUCUUACCUAGUCCCCAUAGUGUUCUGAGACAUACAUUUCUAACGUAGUUUGUUGGAUUUAAGGGAGAAAUCUAUGGACAUAAUUUUAUUGUCUUUGCACUAAGUUCUGUGGUUCGUGCAGAGAUUGGUCGUGUGAUCAUGGCCUAUUAAGACCUCCAAAUUUCAGGUCGAAUCUUUUAUGGCAUGUUGCUUGACAGUUCUCCUUUUUACCUGUGAUUAGAAGUAAUUUAUAAAUACAAUUUUACAUUUUAAACACCUUUGUAACAUAAAGGUAGGUGACUGUUGCCGUUUUUAUAGAGACGAGCAGUAACAGUUUAGUGACUGGCCCAGAAUCACUUAAGUCAGGAUUAAAAUCCCAGACUUUCAUACUUUCUCUGCUCUGGGUUAUAAUCUUUUGUUUUUCAUUGAUAGACCUGUGAGUCACUCUGAGACCCAUGUUUUUGAAACAGUGUGCUGUGAAUAUUUUUCAUCUUUCUUGGCCAUGCUUUUCUACAUAUUUUGAGUACUAUCUACUGGGAUCACCCCAAAAUGCCAUAUCUACCUAUAAGAAGUAGGGAAGAAAAUUGCCUAAAACAAUUGCCUAAGAAAAUAGCAAUUAAGCACACAAGUACUUUGCAACACAGGUCUAUAGAUUGUGUUCCUUGCGUUUAGCUGCUGCGUGAGCACGCUUACAGAUUUGUUAUCCAACGCAUUCUGCUUGUUUUCUGUACGAAUCAAUUUCAGAAGAAUAACUUAGAAUUGAGUGUAUUUUGAAUUAAAAAUUUUAAAUCUCCUUUUUAUAUGGCAAAGUGUAUAAUGUUAUAAAUUAAGAAAAGCCUUACCUUUCAACAAAAGAUAUAAUUUCAAAAUCAGGUUUUGUAAUCUGUUGAAAAAACUGAUAGCAUGACUUCCUUUGAGGAUUAUCCUUGAGCUCAACAUGUAUUUGAUCCGCUCAGAAGUAAUAACUGAAGCUGAGUUCCCCAGUUCUUACGUCUUUCAGGGUUCUGAUUUAUCCCAGCUGGCUACACAGUCUGCCUGUCUGAACGCUAAUCUUGUAUAUUUUCCACAAUAGACAAAAGUCAAGACAUUAUCUACCACUGUCAUUCAUAAAAGUUAGUUUUGCUUAUGCAUUUAAGGGAAUUUGAGGUUAUUUUUCAGCUGCAGUAUUUAAAGGGAGCAACUUUAUUUGCAUCAAAGUUCUUGUGUUGCUUUUUGGUUAUGAACUGUUCAGAAGAGGAAAUUAGUAGCCGUUUACAUGGUGCCAAAUCUGGGAGGGACAGAAUAUGAUCUUUAUUGAGUGGUGCGUGCUUUAACCUUGAAUUCUUUAGAAAUGGAAUGCAAUUGAAAAUUUCAGAUGACAUUUUUUUGCUCAACUAUGAAACAGGCUGCAAAACAAGACCAUUUGGGAAGCAAAAUGACCAAAAGCUGAAAUAGAUCUAAUCUGUGAUGCUUAUGGCAUUCUUCACUAAGUAAAACUCCCCACCCAGAACAGGUAAUUAAACUAUUUUUGAAUGCCAGAUGGAUUAAUCUGGUAUAUCUUUGCAUCUUGAAAUAAAAAACACAAUGUAGACCAUAGCACUGGAAGCUCCGAUGCUGCAAAGUAAUGGAGCAUAAUUAUCACAGAAGUCACUUAGAGUUGAGAAAGGUACAGAGUGUCGCGAGGAAGGAGCUAGGCCGGCCCUGUCCUUGCUGAUGUGAUGGGUCCUCCACUUUGGCUCCAGGCGAAGGCUCCUGAGGAUGCCUGAUUCAUCACAGAUCUUUGCUUUAUUUUGGCUUCAUUACUGUGCUCUGAGCCAUGUACUUGACGUUUCCUGGGGGAAAGGCUAUGUAUAAAAAUUUCAGUAUUAGGAACCCAAUUUGGUGUUCUGUGUGCCUGGUGAACCUUACCUGAGCUGGGUGAGAACUGAGUGGCUUCCUUCUGCAGCUGUGGAUGCAGUCUCGUUAGGGGCAUAGCUUCCAGGAUGUGUCAUGGUUCAUGGGAUGGUGGGAGGGAUGAUAGGAGCAGUUUGCGCUUGCUGUCAGCUGCUUCCUUUGUUAAUGCUUGAGCUGUCCCUUUUACUUGUCAGUAUUUCCUUAUCAUCCACUCCAGUCAUGACAGUUGGUGGAGUUACUGAUGGUGGCAGCAAUCAGGAGGGAUUCCUGCCCCAUCAGAAAACUGGUGCAGAGGGGAAAGGUGACGAAAUUGGCGGAUUCUGCUAUUAGCGCUAAACACCGAGUGGUCCAGAGAUGCUUUCACCUACAUGAAGAUCACAGAAGAGAUGGGCGUCAGAUGCUUGGAAACAACACCACCAGAAAGAAACAAGGAAAAUGAGUGAUAUUGCCGAAGAGUGUGGAUUUUAAGGUUUUUAAUAAGCCCAGCAAAAUAAACUUGCAACCAAAAGAAGAAAUUUUCCUGCCACUGCAAAUAGACAUAAGCACUUGGUAAAAUUGCCAAAUUUGGGGAAUAAAAAAAUUUCAAGCACAGUAUUGAACAGUUGGGGUCCGGAAGAUGUUCACCAAGGAAGGCAGUCUUGGCGAGGUCUAGAAGUGAGAAGACAAGAGGAAGAGAAGGGGAAAUGCUUACAGCAGAGCCCCUGGACCAGCAUCAGGGCCUUCUUGCCCCCACCAGACCUGAAUCACACACAGGGCAGGGCCCAGCCGUCUCCUACCAGCUCUCCAGGGGACUCUGGGGCACGCUGAUGUUUGAGAACCAUGGGCUUUGCCACAGUUGAAAAGAACUGUUUUAAUGUACCGGUAGCCCCCUGAGCUCUGAGGUGCUCUUAUAUUUCCCUCCAUAAAUAUAGAGAUGUUUUGUGUAUGAUUCUUUGCAGAAACUGUUAAUGUCUUUAUUUCCCAUACUUUCCCCCUCAACCUCCUGAAAGAUCACCUGGAAAUAUCGAGAAAGGAUGAUGUGGAGCAAAGUGCCAUCAAGGCUGUAUUCAGAUGGAUGGAAACAACCUUUUAAAAGUGGAUUAAAAUAUAACCAUGAAUUUUUAGUCUGUGAGUGAUAGUCAUUUUUCAAGUUGGCAGUAAAACAUUUGUGUAAGAUACUGCCAUCCAUGAUUUUAUGACAUUUGUUCACUGUUUCUUAAUUUCAUGGGAAAAUGUCAUGUAUUUUCUGGUGUCAUAAUUAUGAAGCCUUUAAAGUAUGGCUCACAAAAAUGAAAAAAAUAUUAUAAUUGGAAGAAAAACCACCCUGCGUACAUAGUGUUUAUAAUAAAUACUUGUUGAGUUGUUGGUAAUCUUUUGCUAGGACUUAGUCUCAGCACUUAGAGCAUGUAAAAAUCAAUUUUCAGUUAUCCCACUUAAUCAUACCCUGUUGCCUUUGUUUUACAUUUCAGGUAGUGCUUCUGCAGGGGUUGGGGACCAGUAGCAACAGUAUGUUAUAUAUUUUUUUUGUUGUCUGACUCAUGGAUCCAGCAUUUCAGAGUACAGUACUCUAAAGUUUUGAAGGGAAAUCAUGACCACUUUUUUCUUUAGAUUUUAAUUUGUGUGAAUUGGGCAGGACCCUCCCUUACCAAAGCCUACGAACUCAAGCUCUCUCUGGUGAUACAUGUGGCUAGGGAGGAAUUCUCUAGUAUUCCCUCGGAUGCUCAUGUGGUUUUGUGGCUGGGUCUUAAUUUAUAAAGGAGACUGAAUGACAACAUGAAGAGGUUGGUGCCAUUGAAACAAAACUUUGAUGUUAUUCACAGGUCCCCUAGAAAUGAUACACAGCCCAUUAAUUAUUAGGGCCACAGGAUAAACCCCAGGUUGGUCAGGAGGCAGAAGGCGGGAGCAAGUGGUAGGUUUAGCCCAGAGCUUCAUCACGGUUCCUCCUGGAAGGCAGAGCAGGGAGGGGGAGCAGUUUAGGAAUGGCUAGUUUGGUUAGGCUGACAAAUUCCAGGGCCCCUGGGCUGUGGCGUGGUUUCUGCCUGGUACCUGACUCUGGGAUGAUUGCUUCCUGGGGUGUGCAUGCCAGUGGAGGAGGCAGGGCUCCCUCAGACCUGGUUAGCUUGUCGAUCAAAAGCAUGCCGCUGGCUGAGUCCUUUAAUAUUUCUAAGAAUUGGCUAGCCCUGGGAGGGGUGGUCUCUUCCAGCCAGGAAGGUUUCUUAAGAUAUCAAAACAUGGUAAUAUACUGAAAAUUAAAAACAUGAUUGAUACACAUGUGUAGGCUGCUUAGCUCUCCAAUUUUUGCAGUCUUGAAGCACCACAUAAUUUUUCUUCUCCAUCUU